GCAGCGGGAGGCCUGGGCCGGAGCGCUGCUCGGUCUCCGGGGUGUUUGUGCCCCGCUGGCUCACCGAGGGGGGGCUGAGGGGCGGCGCGAGGAGCUCGCUUGGCUGCGGCCUCGCAGGAGCUUUAUGCCGGCAGAGGUUAAGAAAUGCUUCUCGAGUCCCAGUUCAGCAGCAGGAAAGCCGGCCUCCCCUAAAUUUAGGAGAACAGCAAAUCUCCACCAAAGUUGCCAAACCGGGUGUAAAUUCCCACUUUCUAGUCUUUUAGUAGGCCUUGUUUUUUGGAGACGGUUUGCAGCUCUGAGCUUCCCACUGCACACGGCUGAAAAUUCAUAUGUUGUAUGACCAAACCUGUGGCGCGUCCUGUCCCAUAGGGGCUGCAUAACCCCUUUGUGACCAGAGGCGUACCCAACACGUGAAUGAAAUUCUCGUGUUGCCUACUGCACGUGUGGUGCGAGGCAUCCACUUGCCAUGUGAUUGCAGGGUCACCAGAUGUGUCUACAUCAGUGCUUUAGUGCAAUUCAGGACUCUGCUUUUGAAAAAUAUUUACUGUUUGUCCCUGCUGACCACACUUUGAUUUGCUUUGUGGAUCAGCCUGGGAACGCGUGAACUGGGAUUCCUUUCAGAUGAGACUGACCUGAAGACUGCAGUCCGUCUACAGCUGAUGUGCUCCAGCCUCAAAUAUGUCUGUAGUGUAUGAGGCCAUGCCGAGGCUAAUCUGAAAUAAAAUAAUUCCAGAAACCCAGAUACUGUUGUUACCGUAUUUUCAGCAUUCGCUUUUCCACAGAUCUGCUCCUGUUGCUCCACAGUACUUGCUAAUUUAGUCUUGGCUUUUUAUGUUGUCAUGUGCGUGCCUGUAUUCCCAGCCACAGAAACAGAAUUGAUGUUUCCUGGGACUUGGGGUACUUCUGGUGUGUCUGUUGUGAGAUGGAUAUCCAUUAAUUAAUAUGGCGAUGGUAAGAGGUUGGGGGGCCUUCAAGGAAGGGAUGAUGUGAACCGGGUUGGCAGCUGGAUAAGUUGUUCUGGGGGAGAGCAGUGAGUGUAGCUUGCAGGCCAUGGAUCAGGCGCAGGAGGCUAGACGAAAGGGUUAGGAAACUGCAUCUACACACUGUCUACCCUCGCUGCCUGAGACUGUACCUUGGUAACCUGUGUUUACAACUCUGUUGUCUCAGCUAGAAUUGCCCUGUACCAUUGUUUCUUGAUUAGACAUAAAUUACCGUAGAGACUUUUUUUAUGUCAUACUGGCUUUGAAUCUGACCCUUUGGGUUGGAUGUCAUAUGGAUAAAGCUGUGGUAGUCCAGUUAUGUAUUUUCUGAACUGCAAAGAAAUUCAUUACUGUAUAACAAUAAAAUGUUUUUCCGUUUCAAAAGAAGUUGCUUCCCCAAAAGUACUUGGAAAAAGGAAAAUGCAGUCAGCUAAAGCUGACUAAGGAAAUACCAAAAAGAAAAGGUUUAUGGCCAGCAAGUAUUGUCUAGGUUUGCAUACUUGCACUGUGUUAUUUGUUCCAUUGUUUCAUAUAUAUGUGAAAUGUAUGCACCGUAAUGUAAUUACAGCACAUAAAGCUAUAUAUUUGUGCCUACAUAUAUACCUUCGCAUUUAUUCCAUAUAUGUAGCUCUUUAGAAACUGAAGGCUAGGAGUAAGUUUUUCCUGUGUGUACAUAACGUGAAAGGCUUUUGUAAAUCAUACGUUCUCAGUAACACAGAUCUUUAAUCUUGUUCUCUAAACACUUUAAAGAGAUGGAGGAGCUGGCAGAGCAUGGUGUUUUCUUGCCUUAUAAUAUGCAAGGACUGACAGAAGAGCAAAUUGAAGAACUGAAGUUAAAGGAUGAGUGGGCAGAAAAGUGCGUACCAAGUGGUGGAAGUGUCUUCAAGAAAGAUGAAAUUGGGCGAAGAAAUGGACAUGCUCCAAAUGAAAAAAUGCAGCAAGUUAUAAAGAAGACAAUAGAGGAAGCCAAGGCAUUAAUCUCUAAGAAACAAGUUCAGGCCAAUGUGUGUGUUAAUAUGGAGAUGGUGAAAGAUGCAUUGGACCAGCUCCGAGGGGCUGUGAUGAUUGUGUAUCCAAUGGGACUGCCUCCCCAUGACCCAGUUAGGAUGGAGUUUGAAGAUAAAGAAGACUUGUCGGGAACUCAUGCUGGACUUGAAGUUAUAGAAGAAUCAGAAGCACAAUUAUGGUGGACAGGAAAGGAGUUGAAAGAAACAAAGCUGCUCUCUGACUAUGUAGGCAAAAAUGAGAAAACAACCAUCAUUGUCAAGAUACAGAAAAAAGGACAAGGAGCUCCAGGGCGUGAACCGCUGAUUAGUCAUGAAGAGCAAAAACAGAUGAUGCUGUAUUACUACAGAAAGCAGGAGGAACUUAAGAAACUGGAAGAGGAUGAUGACGACUCGUUUCUAAAUGCUGAGUGGGCAGACAACCAUGCUUUGAAAAGACAAUUUCAUGGUGUAAAAGACAUCAAAUGGGGCCCGAGAUGAAGUCUGCAAACACCCUUUUGCCUCUUUAAGCUGUUUGGUCGAUACACUUGUUUGCAACGAGGAGUUGUGUUGUGUGCGGUAGAGACUGCUGACAAACAGCAGAUGCCUCUUUCAGCCUUAGGUUUUCAAUAAAUAUUUACAUUUCUAUGUAACUGUAGCAGCACUUGUCUCUGCAAAGAAUAGACUCAAUCCUGUUGAAGUUUGUUAUUUUAUUAGAAACUUGUACUUUGAAUAUUGAAAUAUUUAAACUAUUUCAUAGAUAAUUUAUCUAGUAAAUAUGCACUAGAAUGUUUGAUCUUGUUUUGAGUGGUCUUUAUACUUUCUUCGUGAUUCUUGCAUUUCUUUCAGAUGGUACAGUCUGUAGAAGGUAAUUCAUUUUAUAAGAAACCAGUUUUCCCAGGCUAAUCCACUGGAAGUUAGCGAUUUUUAUGUGCUUGUUUGCAUUUCAACAUAGCUAGUUCCAAAGUAUAAUUUUUAAAUGAGUUGACCUCUUAACAAUUGUUUAAAGGAAGUAUUUUUCUAUAAACACAAAUAACAUGAAAAUCCUUGUGAAAUGCUUAAUUUUCAUUCUUUUGGUUUAGUUUUCAUUGACAUUGGAAGCCAACCUAGUGAUCUCAUUCAGUUUAAGAAGCCAUUAGCCAUGAUGCAUUUAUCUAAAGAUUGAAGAAAUCUGUUUAAAAAAGUAAGCAUCAUUUGCAAGUAGAUUGGCUAGCAUAAAAUCAAGUUUAAUAGGGCAAGAUCUCUAACAUGGAAGUGCUUCUAAGGUUAUGGCUGGAUGAAAAGUGUUUAGUUUCUAACAAAUCAGCAUUUUAAAAUGAGCAACAAUGAAAUUUAUCAGAGAGUGUUUCCACUAUAUGCUUGAUGUUUAGGAUGCUGCUACCAUUUCUAAAAAGUAUCAUCAGUCAGUUCUGGGCUCAAGACUAACAAGGGAAAUGCUAGUAGACUUGAAGCAAAUGUUGUGUCUGUUUUGGAAGGGAGGAUUCUGAUUGGGGAUACUGUGUGACUAAUGGAUAAUUAAAUCUCUAGAAUUAUUGAGGUAGAUAAUUAAUGUUUAGAAACAAGUUACUCAAGUUUUACACGUUUAGACUUCUCUGUCCUUAAAGGAGAUGCUUUUCUACGGAGGCAGACAUGCACCCUCGUCAGGUCGCUUGCUGAGCAGCAGAAAGCCAGGGUGCCCUGAAAAUUCUGUGCAAGGAUCAACUGAGCAUUUUAAAAAGAGGUGAGGCGAUGUGGGCGCUCACAGCCAACAACUAAAACAAUGUUUUCGCUCACACCCCAGAGCAGUUGUCCCUAGGCCAGCAGGGAGCUGAGACCGCCCACCUUUUCGGUUCCGCACUGCAGCAAGGCAAGCCAGCUGGGGACGCUGGGUCUGUAGUUUGCAGUAGGCUUCAGGAUACUGACUUGCCCCUGCACGCGUCUGCUUCAAUUCCACCUGAGCCAAACUAGAUUGUGUUCACAAACUACAUCAGUCUCAAGAACAGGCAGUUGCUUGCCAGCACCUAGUUUAAGUCAAAUUUUAAUGUGAAGUUGUUUUUUGUUUUUUUGCAGGUGCCGCGUUACGGCACUGUGGUGCUGGGGCUGCUCAGCAGCUAUGGAAGUCAGAUGGGUUUUGUUUGCUGUCUGAACUUACACCCGCUUUUGACGUUUUUCAUUGAUAGUUUUUUUGUCUUAUUCAUGCUCUAAUCCUCGUGUCAGGAGGGCUUAGUGGCAGAGACAUUUGAAAACACAAACGUCUGAGAUGAUAUCAGACAGAAGCUUCCUGCCUUGCCAAACCUGCCAGCGCGACAAGAUAGAAGUAAAUUCUGUGGUCGUUGACUGUCCGCUAAAAAUACCUGGCUGUGGCUCUCCAGAUUCACAGAUCUCAAUAUUGCCGGCUUAAGUCUCUCUGCUCGUUUGAGUCAUUGUAAAAUAACAAAAAGAAAGUGUCUUGC
Molecule: messenger RNA, 4395 nt
Organism: Egretta garzetta (little egret)
Lineage: Eukaryota; Metazoa; Chordata; Aves; Pelecaniformes; Ardeidae
Gene: CFAP298
Product: cilia and flagella associated protein 298
Exons: 6
Coding region: 1733-2464 (243 amino acids)
Biological process (GO): regulation of cilium movement
Source: RefSeq, a predicted model, not a curated record